Messenger RNA from Lolium rigidum, 3747 nucleotides. Its product is annotated as disease resistance protein RGA2-like. The transcript has a single exon. Bases 1 to 3747 code for a protein of 1248 amino acids. Lineage: Eukaryota; Viridiplantae; Streptophyta; Magnoliopsida; Poales; Poaceae. Gene Ontology annotation, molecular function: ADP binding. The record is from RefSeq and is a predicted model, not a curated record. Gene Ontology annotation, biological process: defense response to other organism.
AUGGAGACGGCGGUCGGAGCGGCAAGCUGGCUCGUCGGGAAGGUGCUGAACAAGAUGUCCGAUGAGUUGGUGGCCGCAUACCUAGCCAGCUCCGAGCUCGGCCUCAAUGCCGAUCAGAUAAAAGAGGACCUGAUGUACACGCAUGCGCUUCUGCACGCGGCCCAGGGCAGGGAUGACAACCCUGGCCUCAAAUGGCUGCUUGAACAGCUUAGCGGGAAGGCCGAUGAUGCUGAGGACGCCCUCGAUGAGCUCCACUACUUCAUGAUCCAGGACCAGCUCGACGGCACGCAGCAUGCGACGCCUGAUAUGGGAGGUGACCUCCAGGAAAAAGUUCAACAUGGUCGUAAUGCUGUCCGCCACACUAUCGGUAACUGGCUUCAGUGCUUUUCUUGUUCUCCUACACAAGAUGAUGAUUUUUCUGCUACUGCUACUGCUGUUAUUGAAACCCUACCGACCACAAUCAAGUCCGAGUCCGAUGGUUGUAAUGGUAGUGGUCAUGCUGAUAAGUUGACAUUUGAUAGAGUGGCCAUGUCCAUUAAAAUCAAGUCAGUAAUAGAGGGCAUACACUCCAAGUGCAUUCCUGUCUCUGACUUGCUCAAAAUUCCAAGCACUACCAACACAACACAUACAACUGAUGCCCCAAAACGUCCUAUCACAGGAUCGAUGGUACGCGAUAAAUUGUAUGGGAGGAGUGCUAUUUUUGAGCAAACUAUAAAAGAUAUCACCAGUGGGACAUAUCAUGGUCAAACACUCUCUGUCCUUCCUAUAGUUGGCCCGGGGGGUAUUGGAAAGACAACUUUCACCCAACACUUGUAUAAUGAUAAAACCACCAUGGACCACUUCUCUGCUAGGGUUUGGGUAUGUGUGUCAACUGAUUUUGAUGUGCUUAAGCUCACCCAGCAGAUUCGUAGCUGCAUACCUCCAACUGAAGAAGAAAAAAGAAACAACACUUCCGGUGAAAUAAACAAUUUAGACAAGCUUCAGAUAUCCAUUGCAGAUAGAUUGAAGUCAAAAAGGUUUUUAAUUGUCUUGGAUGAUAUAUGGAAGUGCGACAGUGAUGUUGAGUGGAACACACUGUUAGCUCCGUUCACAAGAGGGGAAUCCAAAGGCAGCAUGGUUAUUGUCACAACCCGAUUUCCUAAAAUAGGAAAAUUGGUUAGUAAAGCUACUGAUCCAAUAAAUCUGCAAGGUUUGGAUCCUAAGGAAUUUUUGGAGUUCUUCGAAGCAUGUAUUUUCGAUGAAAACAAAGAUGCUCAGGAAUACAAUGAAUUAAUUGAUAUUGGAAGAGAGAUUGCAAAGAAAUUGAAGUGUUCGCCGCUAGCAGCCAAAACAGUUGCUCCGUUAUUGAAAUCCAACCUAUCGUGGGAACAUUGGAUGAAAGUUCUUGAAAACAAUGAGUGGCAAAAUCAAACAGAUAGAGAUGAUAUCAUGCCAGCCCUCAAAAUUAGCUACCAUUACCUUCCAUUCCACCUCAAACGAUGUUUUUCUUAUUUUUCUCUUUUUCCUGAAGAUACACUGUUUAAAAAUUUAGAUAUUAUUUGCUUUUGGAAUGCAAUAGGCAUCAUGGCCUCUAGUACAAAAAAUAAAAACUACGUAGAAGAACUAGUGGACAAUGGUUUUCUCAUGCAGAAAGAUGGUCAACACUUUGUGAUGCACGAUUUAUUGCAUGAGCUAUCUCGGAAUGUUUCAUCACAAGAAUGCACUAAUAUAAGUAGCUUAAGUUUUAGUGCCGAUGAUAUCCCUCGAUCUAUCCGGCACUUAUCUGUCACCAUAGAAGAUAGAUACGAUGAAAAUUUUAGUCGAGAAAUGGUUAAAUUGAAGAGCAGGAUAGAUAUUGGAAAAUUACGGACUUUGAUGAUUUUUAGGGAAUAUGAUAAAAGAAUUACAGAGAUUCUAAUGAGCACGUUUAAUGAAAUAGAGGGUCUCCGUGUCCUGUUUAUAGUAAUGAUGUCAUCAGAAUCUUUGCCAAAAAACUUCUCAAAACUUCUCCACCUUCGAUACCUAAGACUUAUACCAAUUUAUCGUUCAAAAUUGAGUUUACCUGGCACAUUACCUAGAUUUUAUCACUUGUUAUUCUUAGACCUAGAAGGUUGGCUUCGUCAUACUACUUUGCCCAAAUACUUUAGUCGCCUAGUUAAUUUACGCCAUUUCAUUGCAAAUCCUGAACUCCACUCCAAUGUUCCUGAGGUUGGAAAGAUAGAGCAUCUAGAGGAGCUAAAAGAUUUCCAUGUUAAGAAAGAGAGUGUUGGUUUUGAGCUCGAAGAGUUGGGAAACUUGUCAAAUCUUGGAGGAGAACUCCGAGUAUGUAAUCUUGAAAGGGUGUCAACGAAGGAAGAAGCUAGUAAAGCGAAUUUGGCUUUGAAAAGGAAUCUGAAAAAAUUGGUACUGGUUUGGGGUAGAGAACAAUUGGGUGCAGAUGAUGAUGUUGUUGAUGGUCUCCAACCACAUUAUAGUCUCAGAGAACUUGGCAUUGAAGAUCAUGGUGGGGCCACUGGUACUCCGAGUUGGUUGUAUCGUGACAUAGCCAUUACACAUCUGGAGUCUCUCACCCUAGAGGGCGUGUCUUGGGUCACUCUUCCACCUUUUGGGCAGCUACAAUAUCUCAAGACACUAGUGUUGAAGGAUAUUGCCAGAGUGCGUCAUAUAGGACCUGAUUCUGAUACUGGUACAAACCAAUGUUUCAGGCACUUGAAGGAAGUUGAGAUUGCUGACAUGCCAGUUCUUGAAACGUGGACUUUGGAACCUACCUGCUAUUUGUUUCCAGUGCUUGAAAGGAUUGAGUGCAGCAAUUGUCCCAGUUUGCUUGCACUGCCCUUCUUCAAAGACUCCUCCAUCUCUUCUUCACAGGUCAUACAUUAUCCAUGUCUGCGCAGUCUAAAAAUUAUUGAAUGCCCCGAGCUGUUGUUGCCACCCAUGCCUCCUGCUCCCUCACUAACAUAUAUUAAGGUAGAUGGUUAUGCGGCUAUGAAAUUAAAGGAAAAUCAUUUGACUCUGACUGGAUAUAGCGGCGCAUUAGCCUUCCACAAUAUGGGCAAUAUAGUGAAUCUCGAGUCUUUCAUGGGGUCAAUAACUUCAUGGACAGACCUCCAAAAGGCAACCUCCCUCAGGGAGCUUUCUAUUCUCGGAUCCUCAAGCCCAAUGGCUUUCAGCUCAAACCUCACGACUCUCACCAGUCUAUCACUACUCAAUUGCGAGAAUAUAGCAGUGGAUGGGUCCAAUUCUCUCAUCGCAUCUGUCAACCUAAAGAAGUUGGUGGUUGCUAAUGAUGUGGAUCAUCCUCGCUCUGUAACAGUGGAUCUGUUCGCAGAGGUGGCAAGAAGAUCCAAACAAUUGCCGGCAGGCUCCUUCCAGUUGGGGAAACUUACGGUGGAUAGCAUGUCAGCGGUGCUUGUUGCUCCUGUCUGCAGCCUCCUCGCUGCUACACUCAACACAUUAGGCAUCUUUUGGGAUCAGCGGGUGGAAAGCUUGACGGAAGAUGAAGAGAAAUCGCUUCAGAUGCUCACCUCUCUCCAAUCCUUAAAAUUUGAGUCUUGCCAAGGUCUACCAUCCCUUCCUCGAGGGUUACGCAGCCUUUCUUCUCUCAGGAAACUAAAAGUCGAGGCUUGUCCUGAGAUACAGUCUCUGCCCAAGGGAGGUCUCCCUUCUUCACUGUAUGAGAUAAUCGUGAGCGAGUGCAGCACCGAGAUACAUGAGCAAGCCAGGAAAUUGAAAGCAACAAACCCAGAACUACGGGUGUUUGCCUACUAG